ACAUCUGCACAUCAGACACAAGAAGAACUCUGAUUUGAAAACUUUAAACAGUCAAACCUUCCUAAGAUGAAGACCUUCAGCGUUGCAGUUGCACUGGCCGUUGUGCUCACCUUCAUUUGCAUUCAGCAGAGCUCUGCUGUCCCAGUCACUGAAGUGCAAGAGAUGGAGGAAAUGAUGAGCAAUGACAGUCCAGUUGCAGCAAAUGAAGAGACAUCAGAGGACUCAUGGAUGAUGCCGUAUAACAACAGACACAAACGUGGCAUUAAGUGUCGCUUUUGCUGUGGCUGCUGCACCCCUGGUAUCUGUGGAGUGUGCUGCAGAUUCUGAAGAUUCCUGCAACAACAAACACUAAAUGAUGUUCUGUCUUUAAACUGUGUAACACUUUACAUUGUAUUAAAGUUUGUACAUUUGUUUUAAUGCAGUUAAUGUGAGCUCAGUGAAGUGAUUUCAUCAUCCACAUAUUAUGUUAAAUAUCUGCACAUACUGCAGUGUACUGUCACAAUAAAGUCUGUUACUAAUAUA
Messenger RNA from Scomber japonicus (chub mackerel), 522 nucleotides. RefSeq names its product hepcidin-like. Gene Ontology annotation, cellular component: extracellular region. Gene Ontology annotation, biological process: intracellular iron ion homeostasis; defense response to bacterium. NCBI's taxonomy places the organism in Eukaryota, Metazoa, Chordata, Actinopteri, Scombriformes, Scombridae. The transcript has 3 exons. The record is from RefSeq and is a predicted model, not a curated record. Gene Ontology annotation, molecular function: 2 iron, 2 sulfur cluster binding. The coding region runs from base 67 to 327 and encodes 86 amino acids.